UACGGUUUCGACCUAUCGCUUACAAAGCCGUCCCCCGAAGGUGGUCUCUAUGGCAACCGGACGCGGCUGGAUUCUGAGGCAGCACAGCUUAGGCUUCCGGCGCUCGUCGAUUGCCUCCGGUGCUCGGCCGGGAAUUCACCCGCCGCCGCCGCCUCGCCUUAUCUCGCCCGCUGGAGAUAGCCCCAGCGCGGUCAGCUCUCCUACGGGAGACGGUAUUGAGUCAGAACACUCAGCUAUUAUGCAGCUUUCUGAAAUGAAAAAGAUGCACAGUCGCUGGCAAUUUGGGAAGUCUAAUAAGUCAAAAUCUGUAAUCUGGUUUGACAGCAUACCAUCAGAAAUACUUUUGAAAAUAUUCUCCUACCUAGAUGUUGAGUCUCUACUGUGUAUUGGCUGUGUGAACAAACUUUUUUAUCAUCUGUCCAAUGACAAUGUUAUCUGGUUCAAAAUAUACUCUAAGUCUUUUCUACCUAAAAGAAAAAAAUGGAGGACCACAUCUGUCAAGGAAACAGACUGCACGUCUCUGAGCUUUCUGGAAUUGCAAGAUUCCAAAUCAAGAUACUGGAAGAGAGAGUACAUUAUGAAAAAAAUAGCUGCUCAGAGAUCCAGUAUAAUUCAGCUUCUUAAGCCAAUAAACACUUACAUUGGUCUUCCACUUAAAACCAAAGAAGCUAUCAAAAUCUCUGGUCUGAGAUGGGUAAUCUUACUAAAGGACAGAAAUGGAAAGGAACAUGAAAUGGAUCAGGCAGACAUUUCUUUUAAUGAAACAUCUGUUACUGUAUAUUGGUAUAGUAAUAGAUGGCCUCUCUUAGAUACUGUGUCAACUUUGCAGUUAUUUGGAGUGAUGCCAGUACUUCUGGGUAAGGAUAAAGUGCAUAAUAAAAAUGGCCCAUGGCAGCGUUCUUUAAUUUAUGAAUAUGAGUUGGCUAACCUGACUGAAAAUGCAAAAAAGAUUGGUUGUGAUGCACUUGUUGACCUUUAUCAUUUUGACCAAGGGCUCAUGCUGGGACUUUGGAAGAAAAGUAAGAUUGCUUUUGUCAUGGCAAGUCUUCAUUACCACCAGCUCAUUGAAAGAAGCACUCUUGGUUCUGCUACAGUGAGACAUUAUACAGCCCCCAUUAAGGCUAUCCCAGAUGAUAUUGACCCAGAAUAUGGCAUGCAUGGCUAUCAGCUGCACAUUGACCUACAGAGUAGAGGAAAUACUUACAUAUGUAGUACAUUUCGCAGUUUGUUUUGUAAAAAAGAAUACGUUAGAAAUGGGUAUCUCAGGCUUACAGUAAUCAGUUACAAAAAUGAAGCUCAGCAUCUUCCUCUUGACGGAAACAUUGGGUUGUUUUGGAGGACAGAUGCAUUUGAAGGCACUAUUAAGAAUUGUUUCAUUAUGGAUCUGACUCUUCUGGAUGAUUCGCAAAAGCCAUUUUGGUGUGUCAGCGUUCCAGUAAACAUGAACUUAUCAAUCAAACUCUCUACUGUCUAUCGGUAUCUGGGACCUAGUUAUUAUAUGAAUUACGAGGAUUCAACUGGAAAAGUCUAUAUGGAACUAAUAUGGAUGGAAGAAACAAAUGAGUACUAUAUAGUUAAUCUAGUCAUUUAUUUGAGCACCCACAAAGUGAAUAGUUAUUUUGGCACAAAUUAUUGAAUUUUUUUUUAAGCAGUAUUGAUUUUCUUAAGAAUAAUUCUUUUUUAUUAUGUUUACCUAAAAUAUGUGUUAUAAAUGACAGAGCAUUGUACAAAAAAAAAAAAACCUCUUGGUUUCCUUGGUUGUAUUUGACUAAAAAGAAAAGCCUUUAUGUUGGGGAUAGCCUUAUAUUUUGAUUCUUUAUACAUUCAAAAUAAAUUUUGUUCUCUGAGCUAUCUGUAUCACUGAGAAAAUUCCAC
This is a messenger RNA of Candoia aspera, 1875 nucleotides long. It is a transcript of the gene FBXO15, whose product is annotated as F-box protein 15. Gene Ontology annotation, molecular function: protein binding. Gene Ontology annotation, cellular component: SCF ubiquitin ligase complex. NCBI's taxonomy places the organism in Eukaryota, Metazoa, Chordata, Lepidosauria, Squamata, Candoiidae. The coding region runs from base 50 to 1636 and encodes 528 amino acids. The transcript is spliced from 10 exons. The record is from RefSeq and is a predicted model, not a curated record.